Molecule: messenger RNA, 1582 nt
Organism: Saccostrea cuccullata (small rock oyster)
Lineage: Eukaryota; Metazoa; Mollusca; Bivalvia; Ostreida; Ostreidae
Product: 2,4-dienoyl-CoA reductase [(3E)-enoyl-CoA-producing], mitochondrial-like
Exons: 8
Coding region: 39-1046 (335 amino acids)
Biological process (GO): fatty acid beta-oxidation
Cellular component (GO): mitochondrion
Molecular function (GO): 2,4-dienoyl-CoA reductase (NADPH) activity
Source: RefSeq, a predicted model, not a curated record
CACUAAAAUAACUGCUCCCCAACGUAAACACAAUAAACAUGGCGGCCUCCAUAUGCCGAUCGCUGCAGAAAAACAGGAUCCAGUUUAUAACUGGCCAUGGGAGUUUCAUCCGCAAUUUUUCUGUUGCGAGUCACAGAAAAGACAAAGUUGGACCACAGGCUCAUUUCUUUCCUGCUGUGUCAACACCCAUGCUACCCAAAGAUACAUUUAAAGGCAAGACAGCCUUUAUCACAGGUGGGGGUACUGGGCUAGGGAAAGGAAUGACCACAGCACUCUCACAACUAGGAGCCCAGGUUGUCAUUACAAGCAGAAAAUUGCCAGUACUAGAACAAACAGCUGAAGAAAUAAGUAGUGUUACAGGGAACAAAGUUCUAGCGGUGGCGGCAGAUGUCCGUGAUCCAGACAGUGUGAAGGCCGCCGUAGAUCGCUGUGAGCAGGAGUUUGGAUUACCCAGCAUUGUUAUCAACAACGCCGCGGGAAACUUCAUAUCCCCCACAGAGAGACUGUCCCCUAAUGCCUUCAGAACUGUGGUGGACAUUGUACUCAAUGGAACAGCUAUUGUCACCUUAGAACUGGGAAAAAGGCUCAUCAAAGCAAAACAGGGUGCUUCUUUUUUGUCUAUAACUACAAUUUAUACUGGGAGUGGAUCAGGAUUUGUUACACCAAGUGCAGCAGCCAAAACAGGGGUGGAAGGCUUGACAAAGUCUUUGGCUGCUGAGUGGGGCAGAUAUGGACUGAGGUUUAACUGUAUAGCUCCUGGACCAAUAGAAACUAAGGGUGCGUUUAGCCGCCUUGACCCGACAGGUCAGUUUAAGGAUAAACUGAUAGAUGUUAUCCCAGUAGGCAGGCUUGGGGAGGUACCAGAGAUCGCUAAUCUAGCCAGCUACAUGGUCAGUGACUACGCCAGCUGGAUGAGUGGAAGUAUCAUAAAUUUCGAUGGAGGCGAGUAUGUGAUGAGAGCGGGGGAGUUCAAUGACUUGAGGAUUGUAACAAAUGAACAGUGGGAUCAACUAGAGGCCAUCAUCAGAAAGGUCAAGGGGUCAUAGAGGCAGCACCUGAUUGGUCUCGGUUUGUGUCCAUAACAACCCUAAUCUGAACUAUUUCUUCUUCCUAAGGAUGCUCUCAUAAAUUUAUAUACAAUAAUGCAUGAAUUGAAUUAAAAAUAUUCUUAUUGAAUGUCAUAAAUCUACAUUGUAUCAAAUGACACUAAUGACUUUAUUUAAUGUCUUUCUAAUAAUUCUUUCUUUGUAAACCUAAUGUAAAAGGUUAAAGAACUUCUACUUAUUUACAGUAUAGGGUCUUUCUAAUGUACAUGUAUUUGUAUUGUGCAUUAUUCUCUCCCAGAUGGUAAUAAUCUCAGAGUUUAUUUCAAGACCCAUAAAUUUGUAUUGACAAUGCAUGUAAUUAAUUGAUUUACCAAUAAUAAUCUUAUGCAUAGUAUCAUAUAUACCUCAAGUUAGCUCGGAUAAUAUAAAUCUCUGUUAAACAGAUAACUGUAUAUAUGUAUAUAUAGUUUCAUGUACUGUUAAUCUUAAACUAUGCAUAAUUAUUAAUUUAUAUUGUUUGUAUGGACAUUUUGAAA